CAGUUUGCGCGGGGGUGUGGAGAGCAGGCGGAGAGCUUUCCUGGGAGGCUGGGGAAGCAGUGAACACUCUUCUCAGCGACUCGCCUCCUAGCAGAGCUAUUUUUUGCCAUCCGCCCUCACCCCCAGCACACGCGCUCGCACACACGCACGCACACGCGCGCAUACACACACACAAACACACACUCACACACAUACACACGCACACACAUACACACGUACACACACACACACACACACACACACACACACACACGCACACACACACACACUCACACACACCAGACCUCUCUGGGUUUCUUUUGCCUUGAGUCUCCCGGGGGCUGUGAGAAACCAGGCGCAUCUCAAACCAAGCCGGCAGCUCCAAGCUCCGAAGCCAUGCCCUGCACAAACGCUAGUCCUCACCAAGCUCCUGAGGAAUGAAAGCAACCCAGGAAUCCUCUGACCGCAGCAGUGAUGUGGACCAACCCCCUGGAGCCCGCACCCUCCCGAGGGCCAUAGAGGACUCAGGGAACUGGAGAGAGCUCAAGACAGGAAAUCCCAGCUUUCCCAAAGUCCCCGUGGAUGCUGACAAAAGGAGAUCUGGAUUUUUGGAAGAGGCCGUCCUAGGUUACCCAGCUGCAGAGUGAUUCUCCCAGUCUGUCACUGAAUCUACCCCUCCAACCCCCAGCCGUUCAGAGUACCAUGAAGAAUUAUGAGGAUGUGUGACAGAGGUAUCCAGAUGUUGAUCACCACUGUAGGAGCCUUCGCAGCUUUCAGUUUAAUGACCAUUGCGGUGGGCACGGACUACUGGCUAUAUUCCAGAGGUGUGUGCAGGACUAAAUCUACAAGUGACAAUGAAACCAGCAGGAAAAAUGAAGAAGUAAUGACCCACUCCGGGUUGUGGAGGACCUGCUGCUUAGAAGGAGCUUUCCGAGGCGUGUGCAAGAAAAUCGAUCACUUCCCGGAAGAUGCAGACUAUGAACAGGAUACAGCAGAAUAUCUUCUCCGGGCUGUGAGGGCCUCCAGUGUCUUCCCCAUCCUCAGCGUCACUCUGCUGUUUUUCGGGGGACUCUGUGUGGCUGCCAGCGAGUUCCACCGCAGUAGGCACAGUGUUAUCCUCAGCGCGGGCAUCUUCUUCGUCUCUGCAGGGCUAAGCAACAUCAUCGGCAUCAUAGUUUAUAUCUCAGCCAAUGCUGGAGACCCUGGGCAGAGGGACUCUAAAAAGAGCUACUCCUACGGCUGGUCCUUUUAUUUUGGAGCCUUCUCUUUCAUCAUCGCGGAAAUUGUGGGUGUGGUCGCCGUGCACAUCUAUAUUGAGAAGCAUCAGCAGCUGCGCGCCAGAUCCCAUUCAGAGCUCCUGAAGAAGUCUACAUUUGCGCGCCUACCGCCCUACAGGUAUAGAUUCCGAAGACGGUCAAGUUCUCGCUCCACUGAACCUAGAUCCCGAGACCUGUCUCCCAUCAGCAAAGGCUUCCACACCAUCCCUUCCACUGACAUCUCCAUGUUCACCCUGUCCCGGGACCCCUCUAAGCUUACCAUGGGGACCCUUCUCAACUCUGACCGGGACCAUGCUUUUCUACAGUUCCACAACUCCACACCCAAAGAGUUCAAAGAGUCGUUGCAUAACAAUCCGGCCAACAGACGUACCACGCCUGUCUGAGCUGACCUCUGACCUCUGCCCCGCCGCCCAGCACAGCCUUGGGGGAAGUGUACACAGAUGUCUCUAAGGUUGCAUGGCAUGGUCCUCGUGAUGGUAUCACUUCUUACAAAGAACGAAACCAAAUGGACUCCGCCCCCUCCCACAGUGGUCCCUCAUCCCCUAGACCUUGACCCGUCCACCUCCUCUGACUUUUCUCGCUGGUCCCUUAAUGUUACCCCUCACUGUGUAUCUGUGCCAAGUGUUUUCUUUUCUUCCUUCUUUGCUGGAAGGACCACGACAUUCUUCCCUCCUUGGGAAAGGACUUGACUAAAAUCGAAGGUGCAGUCAUAGCAGUGGGGGAUUUCCAAAUCCCCUGUCGGUUGUAUGCAUAGCUGUUCCCAUUGUCCACCCACACAAACUCUCCGUGAAACCCACCACACAGGUGGCCCUGAGAGAGGCAUUCACCUUUAAGUGUUAGAAAAACAUGACCAGAAAUCAGAUGUCAGUGCCCCGAAGCAGCUCAUGUAAUAAGCACUCGUGUUAUUAAAGGUUUUUGCCUUGUAACCAAUGGA
Molecule: messenger RNA, 2190 nt
Organism: Rattus rattus (black rat)
Lineage: Eukaryota; Metazoa; Chordata; Mammalia; Rodentia; Muridae
Gene: Cacng3
Product: calcium voltage-gated channel auxiliary subunit gamma 3
Exons: 4
Coding region: 692-1639 (315 amino acids)
Biological process (GO): neurotransmitter receptor transport, postsynaptic endosome to lysosome; calcium ion transport; neurotransmitter receptor internalization
Cellular component (GO): postsynaptic density membrane; AMPA glutamate receptor complex
Molecular function (GO): voltage-gated calcium channel activity; channel regulator activity
Source: RefSeq, a predicted model, not a curated record